Messenger RNA from Naegleria lovaniensis, 408 nucleotides. RefSeq lists its product as uncharacterized. Lineage: Eukaryota; Heterolobosea; Eutetramitea; Acrasida; Naegleriidae. The record is from RefSeq and is a predicted model, not a curated record. Gene Ontology annotation, cellular component: membrane; intracellular membrane-bounded organelle. Gene Ontology annotation, molecular function: heme binding. The transcript has a single exon. The coding region runs from base 1 to 408 and encodes 135 amino acids.
AUGAUCAAAUUGAGUAUGAAACAAGUGCAAGCUCAGCACGGGCGAAAAAGCAAACAACCUUGUUUCGUAAUUUCGGGAAGGAUUAUUGCCAUUGGGAAAUUUAAAGACGAACACCCAGGAGGAGAGGACGUCAUGAUGGAAUAUGCUGGAUUGGAUGCAACGGAAGCUUUUGAAUCGAUGCGUCAUUCCGAGAGUGCAAAACGGAAAGUAUUGGAAUUAGUGAUUGGAGAAGUUGUUGAGAUGAGUGAUCAAGUGAGCAGUAGUGAUGAUGAUGAAAAACGUUUGACGAAUAUUAAUACUGGAACCACAUCAGUGCAAUCACCUAAAACGCCACGCUCUAGCUCUGGUAGCAGGAACAAUAACAGUGAGCAAGAUCAUGAUGAAUCCCGAAAGUGUUCAUUGCAAUGA